Nerophis lumbriciformis (worm pipefish) is the source of this 6325-nucleotide messenger RNA. RefSeq names its product cyclin dependent kinase 4 (gene cdk4). Lineage: Eukaryota; Metazoa; Chordata; Actinopteri; Syngnathiformes; Syngnathidae. The record is from RefSeq and is a predicted model, not a curated record. Gene Ontology annotation, molecular function: cyclin binding; cyclin-dependent protein serine/threonine kinase activity; ATP binding. Gene Ontology annotation, biological process: regulation of G2/M transition of mitotic cell cycle; signal transduction; G1/S transition of mitotic cell cycle. Gene Ontology annotation, cellular component: cyclin-dependent protein kinase holoenzyme complex; cytoplasm; nucleus.
CCCCCUCCUCAAAAGAGUGCAAAGCCUGAAAAGAAAAGAAAAAAGAAACCCAAGAGAGUGGGUGGAGGUCCAAAUCGUUUCGAUCGGUUAUCUUUUCUUGAUCGAAGUCCGUGGGUAGGCUGCACAAGUUGGGGUGUCCGCCUCUGAGGCUCGUUUGUCGGCCCUAAUGCACGUUAACGUGGCACCGCAUGGAAGCAAGUCGACUUCGUAAAGUUCCAACGGAGGCGGAUACUUAGUUGUGGAGAGAAGGAACACACACGAAGUCUGUUCGCCAUGGCCCACGGCACUACCACCAUCCAGUAUGAGCGACUGGCGGAGAUUGGCGGCGGCGCUUACGGGACCGUUUAUAAGGCUCGUGACACAGAGAGCGGUCAGUUCGUGGCUCUCAAAAGCGUGCGAGUCCAGACGGACAAUAACGGCCUCCCCACUUCCACGGUCCGAGAGGUGGCUCUGUUGAAACGACUGGAACAGUUUGACCACCCCAACGUGGUCAGGCUCAUGGACGUCUGUGCCACCCAGAGGUCCGAGCAAGAGACGAAAGUCACUUUAGUUUUUGAACAUGUGGACCAAGAUCUCAAGACAUAUUUGGAGAAAGCCCCAGCUCCGGGGUUAGAGCCUGGACGUAUCAAGGACCUGAUGAAACAGGUGCUAUGCGGUUUGGCAUUCCUGCACUCAAACCGUGUAAUGCACAGAGACCUGAAACCAGAGAAUAUUCUGGUAACCAGCCAGGGCCAGGUGAAGUUAGCAGACUUUGGACUGGCCCGUAUGUACAGCUGCCACAUGGCCCUCACUCCUGUGGUGGUGACACUAUGGUAUCGGCCUCCCGAGGUUUUGCUGCAGUCGAGCUACGCCACACCUGUGGACAUCUGGAGCUGCGGCUGCAUCUUUGCGGAAAUGUUCAAACGCAAGCCCUUGUUCUGUGGAGAAUCUGAAGUGGACCAACUCGGGAAAAUUUUUGAAGUUAUUGGUCUGCCACCAGAAGAGGAGUGGCCAACUGACGUGACACUUUCAAGGAAACACUUCCCCCCUUGCUCGGCCCGUCCAGUUACUGACUUUGUUCCAGAGAUAAAUGAGCAGGGGGCACAACUGCUGCUGCAAAUGUUGACGUUUAACCCUUCCAAACGAAUAUCUGCCCUGAACGCACAAGAUCACCCGUACUUCUGCAAUGAGGAGACUUUGACUCCGACAAAAAUCUGAGCGGCGACAACAGGAAAGGUAACGGUCCAGCUUUGGCCCAAAGACUUCCACAUUUAAGGAGUUUGGGCCUACUGCUCCCACUUUGAGAAAAAAAAUCCCACAUUCACAAGGAACAAAUGUAUGCAUCACUAAUUGAAGUUAACACCGCAUGACUUUGGUUUUUGUAUUUGUCAUAUGCCAACAUGUUGAAUGUAAAGUACAUACGGAAAGUAUUUACGUUUCUCGUCGCAGGCUAUUUCUAAAAUUGAGUACAUUAAUUUUUAUCCCUCAAAAUUCUACACACAAAACCCUAUAUUAGCAUAAUAUAAAAAUAAACCAAUUGAUUAAAAAAGAUCAAAAUCACAUGUAAAUAAAUAUUUGCAUCUUUUGCCAUUAAGCUGAAAUGUAGGCUUAAGUCCAUCCACUGUUCAUUGAUCAUUCAACAGAGUAUUUGAUUUAAUACAUUUGCAAACAUUAAAAAAAAAAAAGUUUUUCUCCUGUAAGUGGAAUUUUGAAGGUACAAUGCAACUAAUACAUUUUGGAGUAAGGCUACAUAGUAGAGGUGUGAUGAGAUCUCGUAUUACAAGAGAUAAAACGUUUCGAGGAAAGCUCCCCUGCGGGCAGAACGCAGUCAGUGUAAUACAGUGGUACCUUAACUUAAGAGUGCCCUAACUGUUUUUGUGUAUUUGGGAUUCCCAUAAGUCCCGAAAAUGUGAAAUCAAACCAUGGAGACAUGGCAGAGAUAUUUAUGAAACAAUCUUGCCUUCUUUAAGAUUUUAGUGACGUAUUUUGCCUUAGUCAGCGCAUAUCUCCAUAUAUGGUAGAGGUAUACCCAAAGAGCUUCGCCCAAGUCAACCAUUUUUAUUUUGUUGUAGUAAACAAUUUCCUUAUUUUUCUCUAUCCUCUUGUUGUGGGGAAGACUGGCUCGUACAUGCAUACUAAACUCCUCUGCUGUUGCCAUUUCUAGUACAAAGUAGAGUAUAGUUCCAGCUCAGGCCCGGUUUAUACUGCACACCGAAUCAGACUUUUUUUGCCCUCAAGUAACACAGAUGGGAUAUUUUUUGCUAGUCUAAACGCCCCAAAGUGAUAAAGGGGGAGUCUGAAACUGUCGGCAAUUUGAUCUUUUCAAAUGUGACUGCAGUCUAAACGGAAAUGCAACCUGAUUGCGACUUUAACCUCCUCUUUGGGCGAGCUACGUAAUUUGUGUGCGCUGUACGACCACUUUGCUUUUUUCAAUUCUUUUCUUCCUCGUACUGCAGUUGUUUUUCAUCAAGUGUCUAUCGAGUUACUUUGCUGUCACAUCAAAGAAAUUAUACCUUUUAAGUUCCGAUUUAGAUAUCAAAUGAAAGAUACAAUAAAAUAAUCACUUAAUUGUAGCGCCAGUGACCGGUAAACUCAUCUACAAUUACACAGAUCAACUUCCAGUCAACUUUCUUUGUUUUUGCUUUAUCAAACUGCCCAUGCAAGUGACGUCGAGGCCACAUUGGGACAUUUAUACUGGAGUCUGAUAAAGAUCACAUUUACACAGUUAGCUGUUUGGGCCACUUUGGCCUGCAGUGUAAACAAAGUCUAAUACCUGUCAGACUCAGUAUGCGAGCACUAUAAACUACAACGUUGCUGACGGGGUGGAGACGCAGUCGAAGAGGGCCUCGCCUGGACGUGGACUUUGGCCCUUAAAAAAGACUUCCCACAAAACGGCGUGUAGGUAGGUGGGUCUUUAUUGUCAUUGCACAAGUACAACGAAACUUUGUUUUCAGCACAAACCCGUUCAAGAUUAGACAAACAAACAAUUUACAGGGUUACAGAACAGGAACGCUGAUGGGUCGCCGCAAGGCGCCCCGUAAAAGAUGGGGAAAAAGGUAAACGGUGGGGGAGGAUGAGUAAAAAAAAUACAAUUGAGACUGGGCUCCAGAGGGGGUUCAGUCUGGAGUGGGGAAAAAAACUCCAUAGCAAAGCACAUAUACAUAUUACAACAUACAACUCAAGACUUGCAACAGACGGGAGGGAGUAGUGGCUACGGUAUUCUAAAGAAACAGUCAGAAAGCUGCUUAAAGGCAGUCUGUAAAACAAAAUCUACGCACAGUUUUGACCAAAGUACCACCGUUACAUGUUAUGUUGACCACAAGGAAGUGUUUUAGGCCAUGUCCACAGGAACACAGAUACUUAAUAAAUGCAUACCGUAUUUUUCGGAGUAUAAGUCGCACCGGAAUAUAAGUCGCACCUGCUGAAAAUGCACAAUAAAGAAGGAAAAAAACAUAUAUAAGUCGCACUAGAGCCCGGCCAAACUAUGAAAAAAAACUGCGACUUAUAGUCAAAAAAUACGGUACUUAUCUCUGCGUUUAGGCCUCUUGUCCACACGCAGAAGCAUACUUUUGUCUUUAAAAACGCAGACUUUUGCAAACGUUGGCAAAAGUGGAGAGAUACAAAACUCUCCGCUUAGCGUAUGCGUGUACGCGGCACAAACGGAGACUUGUGACGACGUCACGGUUGUGCGCUGUCAUUUCCAAGCUCAACACUGCCUUGCUGGCUUUAAACACACUAUAAGAUGACUUACUGUAUGUUUGAAUGUGAACAUGCUGCUAUUUUCACUCAACAAUAAUAAAAAAGACACAUCAAAAUGGGCUUUGCGACACUCCCGCCGGCACUAAUGACAGUCAGCUGUUUUGGAUAUGAUCGCUGUGGAACCUCCACCUGAUGGGACAACUUUGACAAGCAAGACUUUUUGCUCUGUGUCAUAAGAAAUGUGCAACAUUAUUUUAUGUUUUUAGUCCUUUUUUAACGACAAAUCAUGAAGUUAACUUACGUGUCUUGCUUCCAUUUUUUAGAUGGAGCUCGCGCGUAAAAAGCGACCAAGUAACUAAAAAAAACCAUAAUGUAGCGUCCGCCUUGUGGUGUGUACUGAUGUUAAAGACAAUAUACACUUCAUUACACAUGUACCAUAUCACUAUAUCCAUGAUUAAAUGCUUUAUAAUUCCCUUAAACAUGCAAAAUGGUUUCUUUGGCUCGUUAGUGCGUGCUGAUUUUAGAAAUAAUGUAGACUUCACUGCACUGCAAAAACUGAAAUCGAAGUAAGAUGAAAUAUCUCAAAUAAGGGUGAUAUUUGCUUAUUUUCUGUCUGAUAAGAUAAUUCUUCUCACUAAGCAGAUUUUAUGUCAGUGUUUUACUUGUUUUAAGGGUUUUGGUCCUAAAUUAUCUCAGUAAGAUAUUACAGCUUGUUGCUGAGAUUUUAUGACCUAUAUUGAGUAAAACAUGCUUGAAACUAGAAUUUCAACUGUUGCAAAGUAUAAAACAACUUUUUUAAAGUAAUAAUUUCUUAUUUCAAGCAUGAAAAAAAAAUCAUGACUUUGACACAAUUGUGUCUCAUAAUUAAAACAGAUGACAGCCAAAUGGACUUUGCUGUUUUAUUUUCAAUGAAACAAUAGAAAACACGUACUCUUAUAGUAGUACAGUUGGCACAGUACAGUAAACUGACAGUUAAUAUUUAAACAUUGUGACAUUUCUAACAAUUUUGAACAGAAAUAGUUCAUGCACAUUCAGAUGAAUUCUUCAAAAUUACAACUAAAAAAUGUUUGGCCAGGGGCCGGGCUGUAUAUAUGUGCACUAAUUGACUGAAAGAGCACGCACGAGACGCGAAGAUGUCACGUUAUCGAUGAAAAAAUGCAUUUUUAGACCAUAUGAUUUGCCUGAGCGGCUAGUAGACCCCGAGAGUAACACGCGGUUGCCUUGUUGCCUUUCCAUUAAGAACAAAAAAUUAGUUUUUAGUAUAAGUUUGCUGGUUUCAAAAAAUGUAAUGCAGAGCGCAUGUCAUUAUGUCAAGAUAAUGGCACUAGCUUUUACUUAAUUUAAGAAUAUUUUUCAACAUAUUGAGCAAAAAGGUCUCUUUUUUUUCUAUCAAGAAAAGUGCACUUGUUAUUAGUGAGAAUAUACUUAUUUUAAGGUAUUUUUGGGUUCAUUGAAGUUAGCUGAUUUGACUUGUUUUGGAAAGUCUUGACAAGCCAAAUUUUCUUGUCCUAUUGGCAGAUAAUUUUGCUUAGUUCAAAUAAAAUACCCCUAAUUUUUGUAUUUUUUUUUCUUGUUUUUGAACACUGACUUUUUGCAGUGCAUGUAAUACAUCACCAUGUUGCUAAACACGUUAUAAUUCUAUGAGUGUUGGGUUUCAGCAGCACGGCGUGCUUUCGCUCUUUAAUAAUGUUCCCAGGGCUCUGUGUACGUGCAUUGUCAUUGUACAUCUAAAGUCGAUCAAAAUAAACAUAAUAGGAAGUGUAAUGCCACCAAGUCCGAUAUUGCUGCUUUUUUCAGGCUUCUGAUUGGACAAAACGUGCAUAACAGCAGGUGUAUGCGUUUGUGCGUAGACAUAGACAGUUUUGAAACUACAAAUGUGUGGAUGGAGAUUGUUUUAACCCCAAAUAUGUGUUUUUGAAACUCUCUGUGUUCGUGUGGACAUGGCCUUAAAUGUAGACGAAAAAUCACAAUAUGGCCGCUUUUAGAGGUGUUUUGAGAUAAGAGCUCUCUCGGCUAGUUGUUAUGCUUUAAAUUGCACGUAACAACUUGAGUUGAAAGCAUCCCCGCAGUCUGUUGGUGUGGCGAAUGUCACAGUGAACCACAUAACAUCCUGUCUUACUCUCUAGCAUUGCACCACAUACAUUUGUAUUCCAUCCAUUGGAGUGAAGAAAGCGAGUGUGAAGGACAGUGCUGGAAAAAAAAGAAGCAACGUUGAUUUAAAAUACAAAUGUUUUGAGUUGGGAGCUCCGACACAGAAUCAAUUAAGUUCGAAAGUUAAGGUACGACUGUAGUCAGAAGCAGAUCCGUCUGGCCCCAGAAAAAAAAACACAAUUCUAUGCCAUCUGAGCAAGUGAGCAAGAUAACUAGAGAUCUCGCAAGAUUAAAACGUGACAAUAUCUGUCAUUUAGGGAAAAGUGGUCUGGAGGGCAUAACGCACACACAGUGGUCUUUUUUUGUUUGUUUUUGUUUUUUAAUAGUCAGAAGCAUAUCUGUCUGGCUGUGUGUGAGAGAUUGGAACCACACUUAAGUGCUUUGCGCACACUACAAACCGAGAACUAGCAAAUAGAUCUAGACGCAACAUUUUUUGUGCAGGCGGUGCCACUCCACUGCGCGGGCGGGUGGGUCGGGGAGUUCAGCCACCGCGUCC